Molecule: messenger RNA, 1040 nt
Organism: Xylaria bambusicola
Lineage: Eukaryota; Fungi; Ascomycota; Sordariomycetes; Xylariales; Xylariaceae
Product: putative muramidase
Exons: 1
Coding region: 326-1027 (233 amino acids)
Source: RefSeq, a predicted model, not a curated record
UAGUUUUUCAGGUUGGGGAUGUUUGGAAAGGAAGGUGUCAGGAGACAAGUGUAAGGAUUGUGAGGCGAGAGAAUCAGUCCAACGAGAUCUAUUCGUGGUUAUGGAUCCCCUCAGCUUUCACGAGUUUGGAAAAAAACUAUAUAAGUGAAGCUGGCCGCACUUCGUCGUCUGUAUUUCUAGUCUAGACAACCAGCAUCAAGUAGAUAGCACAUUCAUUCCUUACAGACAUUCCUUUCUUCAAAUUCCACUUCCGACUUUCCAGUCACGCUUGCAGCGUUAUAUUCUAUUCAUUCUCUUCAAAUAAGAACUUACACAACCUUUCAAAAUGGUCAAGAACAUCAUUCUUUCUAUUGCUGCCUUCGCCGGCCUGGUCGCCGCAGCACCCACCCGCCUUCAGCAGCGUACCGCCGAUGUCUACAACAACUACCGAGGAGACGGUACCACCAAUGCUGGCUGGCCCGAUAGCUCGGCUUGGGGCUCUUUCGACGAGCUCUGGAACGCCAACCUGCCUUUGAUGCGCCAGUCUUGUGGCUGGAACGGCUGGGGAGCUGACAACUCCGACCAAGAGCUCAACGACAUCCAGUCGGCCAUCAAUCAGGUGUCCGCAAACACAGGCGUUGACAACCGCUUUAUUCUCGCUAUUGUGAUGCAGGAGAGCAAGGGUUGUGUGCGUGUGCCAACCACCAACAACGGAGUCGUCAACCCCGGCCUUAUGCAAUCGCACAACGGCUCCGGCUCUUGCGUGGGCGUCAGCCCCUGCCCCGCGGACCAGAUCUACCAAAUGAUCCAAGAUGGCACCGCUGGUACUCCCGCUGGCGACGGUCUUCAGCAGACUUUGGCCCAAACCUCUGGUAACUACGGCGGCGCCAACUCUGCCGCCUACUAUGCUGCUGCCCGUCUCUACAACAGCGGCUCUGUCGACUACUCCAACUUGGGCAACGGUUUCACUAGCGUUGCCUGCUACGCUGAUGAUGUUGCCAACCGCCUGACUGGCUGGACCCUUGCCGCCUCCCAGUGCAGCCCUUAAAUAAUCAGUCCUG